CGUUCGAUUAAAAAGGAAAAAAAGCUUAAGCCGUCAACUAUGCUACUGACAAAGAUCAAUGGUAAAAUAAAGCCAGAACCAAGCGAAGCGGGCAGGAAGACGCGCAAACGCGUUCGACAGAAGGCGGAAGAGUCUUGGAUCGCAGAGUCGUGUGCCUUUCCAGACAACGUGUUCCAGGACACAAUGCAAUCCUGUAAAGAGAACCUGCCUGGCUUAAACGCCGAUGAGCGCAGGGCGCUCAGCAAGCUGCUAAGGGUCUGGGACCAGAAACUGAACGCCACAAACCGCCGGCCGGAUUCCCAUAAAAGUACGCCCCCACCGCCCCGUAAACGGCGACGCAUUGCCAAGCCUGUGGCUCCACCGAAGGCUGAGGAUAACCCAGGUCCUCGCGUUGAAAAUGUCUAUAACGUGGAGGACGAUGUGAUUGUCCUAAACCGCAUUGUCAUGCCGCCGCAUCCGCCGACUAAUCAGCCCCGAUACUUCGACGUUGUCAUGCCGGCGUUCGUCCUCAAGCGCAGGAUCCUCGAUUCUUUCCUCAACCGUGAUAUCAUUAAACGUCUCAUAACCUCCAAUGAUCAGGAGGCCACUGCCGUUCUCCAGAAACUAGUGGACGACGUGCUCAAGCUUAAAAAGUGCUACGACCGACAUGGUACACUGAUCGAGUGGUAGAAGAUUAAAUUAAAUAUUGAUUGUACAUACAUACAUUCUAAUUAUACAUACAUAUGUACAUAAGGUGCAAUUUUACAUGCAUACAGUAUACAUAUGUAUGUAUGUAUCGCUUAUCAUUGAUUGGAAUAAUCGUUCAACCGAUUAUCUUUA
Messenger RNA from Drosophila bipectinata, 819 nucleotides. Lineage: Eukaryota; Metazoa; Arthropoda; Insecta; Diptera; Drosophilidae. The record is from RefSeq and is a predicted model, not a curated record.